GUAAUUUUUGUGCCAUUCAAGUGUGCACACUGGUAGUAUUUUAAUUUUACAUUUUGUAAACAAACCAAGGGAAAAAAGAGAAGCGAAAUGUCAAUAACAUGUAGAACUUGUGCAGAACCAAUUUAUCACUUGAAUCCCAGAGACCUUUUCAAACAAGAAAAUGAAGAUAUUCGCUACAACAUCCACGCAAUUACUGGGAUAAAAUUGUCUUAUGAUCCUCAUAUGCCUACCCAUAUAUGUUCCUGUUGUUAUUUGGACUUAAACCAUGCAAUUGCUUUUCGAGAGCGCUGCUUAGAUGCGAACAAGCAGUUAAUAAAUGUAAAGCAAGAUGGCAUUACCAAUAAAAGAAACGUUCCAGUUGCCUUUCAGCAUAUUGAUCCAUUGGAUAACCGUGUAAAAGGUGCUAUCAAAUUCAAAAAGGAACUUAUGGAUGAUCCAAAAGAUAGAGAAGUGUCGCAUACAGGAUCCAAUCCCAAGAACGAUGAUAUACGACGUUCACUGAGCCCGCAAGUUUCGCCUCGAGUACGACUUUUGCGUUGUCGAGAUCCAAAUAAUGGUCGCCAAAUAGUAAAUCGCCCCGCCUUAUUAAUGAAGAAAAGCCCGCUAAAAAGUGGAACACAAUCUACUGGAACGGCACAUCUUUCUGAUGAUUUAACGCAUGCGGUGGUUAGGCCAACGGCAUCCAUUGCCCCUAGCCCGAAAAAAAGAUUCAGAUUAGGUGGAGAACAAAAAUAUUUGCCAGUAUCUCGUCAUGAUAAGGCAAAAAAGGUUAAGAAAAGAAAGCCGAAAGUUAUGCCGCUAGAGAAGAAAUAUGUGUGUGAACAUUGUGGGUGGUCUUUCCGCGAUUUGAGCAACAUGAAAGAUCAUGCACUGCGACAUUCUGGAGUAAAAAAGUUUGAGUGUGAGGAAUGCUGUAGUAAGUUUUUUACCCGUCCGCUUUUAAUGCUUCAUGUACGUGUGCAUCACAAGGGUGAAAAGCCAUUUGUAUGCAAAUAUUGCGGUAUGGCCUUCCGCAACAGUCCCAGUCGCUGCCGCCAUGAACGAAAAUUUCAUGCAAACGAGUUACCUUUCGAAUGUGACAUUUGUAACAGAACUUUCAUAAGUAAAAUUAGUUUGGAAAAGCAUAAGCAAGCACAUGUCAAGGGAGAAACAAUUCAUCGAUGUGAAACAUGCAAAAAGACUUUUAAAGGACCCACUUAUUUAAAAAAUCAUUAUCUUACAAAGUUUCAUCUAAGACGGAUGACACAGAUUAUGAGAAGUGAUUUCCAAGACGAUGAAAUGACAGAGAUCAGCGACGAAGAUAUAGACUUUGACCUUCCCGAUUCUAUGAUUGAAGAACUCGACGAAUAAAUGAGUUAAAAAUCUUUGUUCAAUGAUUUCGUUGCUUGUAUUUGCAAUUCAAUUGUAAUUUUGUAAAUUAAAAACUAACAAAAG
Drosophila hydei is the source of this 1434-nucleotide messenger RNA. RefSeq names its product zinc finger protein 62 homolog. The transcript has 4 exons. The coding region runs from base 88 to 1350 and encodes 420 amino acids. Gene Ontology annotation, cellular component: nucleus. Lineage: Eukaryota; Metazoa; Arthropoda; Insecta; Diptera; Drosophilidae. The record is from RefSeq and is a predicted model, not a curated record. Gene Ontology annotation, molecular function: RNA polymerase II transcription regulatory region sequence-specific DNA binding; zinc ion binding; DNA-binding transcription factor activity, RNA polymerase II-specific. Gene Ontology annotation, biological process: regulation of transcription by RNA polymerase II.